AAGCUUCUGCCGAAUCGGAAACCUUCGCGAAGAACUCCUCGGUUCGGGUACAAAACACGCGUUGCUUACAUUAAUUCACGUGAACUCUGCUUCUCCUACGCGUCGACGCGUCUUUGCUGUUGUUUACACUGAUUCUGUAUCUUCACAGCGCAGAGCAAAGAAGAUGACGACAGACAAAACGAGCAGGAAGCGCGCAGUGCUGCAUAUCCCACACCGACUCCGAUCAGGAGCAUCAUAUCCCUCCGUCGUGCACAACAUCGUGCCCUGCAAGAUCAGCCACGACGGUCCCGCGAAUGUAAAAGACUACUUCAAGAAGCGGCGGCUGGCGGCAGAAGCACCCCGCCCCUGUGCUGCUGCUGCGGUUGAGGACGAGCGGAGGAAGGAGAGGGAAGAGGAGGAGCUUUAUGAGAGUUAUUUCCGCGGACGCAAGUUCGUAGGCCGGAGGAUCGCGCUGCGGGAAAAGGGAUUCCAAGGCCUCGUCUUGCCGCCGCCGCCGGACGCGGUCUCGCAGCAAUUCAGCGAGUUUGACGAGUACACUCGUCCGGGCGAUGACAUCUACGACGACGACGAGGAAGAAGAUGAAAGCGAGAUGGAAGAGAAAGAGUUGGAGGCAGAGUGGACCCCGACCAGUGCGUUUCAAGAGAUGUACAUCUGGGGCCACGAUGCUGCGCCUGAUCCAAAGCUGAAUCCGUGGAUCGUCGCCGUCGAUGAAUGGGCUCGGUUUGCUCAGUCUAUUCACGAUGGCCUCGAGCCGGCAUCUGAUAUCAAGCAGGACUCUACAGUAUAAAGAGUGGGG
This is a messenger RNA of Myxozyma melibiosi, 796 nucleotides long. RefSeq names its product ribonuclease H2 non-catalytic subunit-domain-containing protein. The coding region runs from base 164 to 787 and encodes 207 amino acids. Lineage: Eukaryota; Fungi; Ascomycota; Lipomycetes; Lipomycetales; Lipomycetaceae. Gene Ontology annotation, biological process: RNA catabolic process. The record is from RefSeq and is a predicted model, not a curated record. Gene Ontology annotation, cellular component: ribonuclease H2 complex. The transcript has 2 exons.